This is a messenger RNA of Punica granatum (pomegranate), 1851 nucleotides long. NCBI's taxonomy places the organism in Eukaryota, Viridiplantae, Streptophyta, Magnoliopsida, Myrtales, Lythraceae. The record is from RefSeq and is a predicted model, not a curated record.
CUCCGGACUUCUCUUCGUAAAAUUGGAAAUCUAAAAUGUGCACAGAGAGCAGCACCAGAUUAUAAAUAGCAGGCGCUUCGUCAAGGAUGGCCGCCUAACUCCACUUCCCUAAUACAAUCCUCUACCAUGUUACAGUCUUUCCGCCCACCCUGUUCAGUCGUGUUCGAUUAUUUGAAGCAAGACCAGCCCCUGCCAGCAGGCAUGUCCCCGACAACAGACCAUGAACCAACAGAAGGAAGAUCAGUCAUAGGAAGUCUUCGGAAGUACCCCACGAAAGAGGUAAGAGAAGAGGCACAAGCUCUAGGGAAGAUUGCAGGCCCGCUUGUGAUCUCGACACUCCUAAUACUGUUGAGGUCCCUCGUUUCAAUGAUCUUCUUAGGACGCUUGGGCAAGCUAGAGCUAGCAGGAGGAUCACUGGCCCUUGGGUUCUGGAAUGUCACCGGGAACUCUGUCCUAAAGGGCUUAGCAAUGAGGAUGGACCCAAUCUGCAGCCAAGCCUUCGGGGCCAAGAAUUGGUCGCUCCUCACCCUGACCUUCUCCAGAACCAUAGCCCUCCUCUUACUUGUCUCCAUACCCAUCACAAUCCUGUGGCUGAAUGCAGAAUCCCUCCUGCUCAGGUUGGGGCAGGACCCGGAGGUCGCAAGAUACGCGGGGGUGUUCAUGGCAACCUACGUCCCAGAGUUGUUUGCUCAAUCCUUCUUGCAACCACUGAGAGCUUUGCUUCGAACACAAGGCCUCACCAUGCCGGUAACCCUAGCUUCCCUGAUCGCCCUCAUCCUCCAUGUACCGAUAAACUACUUCCUUGUUAUCUACAUGGGUUUGGGGAUAAGAGGGGUUGCACUAGGUCUCGCCUUGAACACCAUGAACCUCGACCUGGGGCUGCUGAUCUACAUAUACACAUCGAAAUCACCCAUAAAACCUUGGGAGCAUGGCUAUGGUGUGAGCUUCUUGUCGAUCUUCCAAGACUUGCAGCAGCUGGUGGCUUUUGCAGGGCCAAGCUGCCUCUCCAUCUGCUCCGAGUGGUGGUGGUAUAAUAUCAUGCUAGUUCUGUGCAGCCGAGUCGGUGACAGCCCCGAGUCAAGCAUCGCGGCUAUGGGCAUCAUGAUCCAGAUUUGCAGCUACCUAUAUUGUAUCCCGUUCUCUCUCAACUCGGCUGCAUUGGCACGCGUUGGGAAUGCGCUUGGUGCAGGCAGGCCAUGUCGGGCCAAGUUGAUCUCUAUUGUCGGACUUGUAGCAUCCGUCGCCUUUGGAGCCUCUGUUUUUGCUUUUGCGACUGCUGCUAGGUCCAAACUGGCCAGAAUCUACACGGACGAGCCAACAGUUAUCGACCUGGUCACCUCUACACUUCCGAUCCUGGGCCUGUGCGAGUUAGGGAACGCUCCAAGGACAGUUGCUUCAGGAGUCUUAAUGGGGACGGCACGUCCAGAGUUGGUGGCACGGGCAAAUCUGUGUUCCUUUUAUGUGAUCGGCCUGCCAUUAACUCUUCUCCUGGCAUUCAAGUUCGAGUAUGGCUUCAAGGGAUUGUGGUUAGGCCUGCUCGCAUCUGAGAUUUCAGGGACAUUCAUGAUCUCAUACGACUUAAGACGUACAGACUGGAAGUAUCAAGCUAAAAGGGCUGAGAAGCUAACCCUUAUUUCCGGAGAAAAGUCGGACUAGCCGAAUCAACUCGGCUUUCGUGUGUUGGUCAGUCUGUUUAUUAUCAUCUAUUUCCGUAAAAUGAUGGUCUGUUCCUUUGGUUAUGGCUUUCUGGUUUUUCAUAUGUAGUGUGUCCGUUUGUCCGAAAGACUCUGCCGUGUCAUUGUAAUUUUAAUCAUAUGAUGAAAGAAACAUCGGAGGACUCCCGAGUGACUA